AUGCAUAUGGCUCAACAGCCUAUUCAGAACGGCAACCUAGCUCCAGGUGCAGGUGCAGGCAUGGCACCUCUCUCGACUUCCCCCUCGCAUCACCCAACAUUACCAUGGUCCAACGGCAUUCCAUCGCCUCCUCGCAUUCUGGUCCCGCCUCCAACUCUGAUCAACGAUCCCGCCAGUCGCGGAAGACCUGGAACCAGACAGCCCCUAAACUAUGGCCCACCGCCCAAUGGUACCAGUCUCAGUAGCUCCCAGCUACUUGCUAGUUCCGGAAUCCUUCCCACUACCCUCCAAGAUUGGCGAUAUGAAUCUCGUCGUGAAGCCCAACAGAUCCUCCCACACCUUUAUCUAGGCCCCGUCUCUGCUGCAAAGGAUCUGGCUUAUCUCCGACGCGAAAAUAUCACCCUUCUUAUCGCCGUCCGAAACAAUGUUACUGCCCGGCAUCGUCUUCUGAAUGCCUACAAUGAAAUUGCCAAGGACCCGGAGCUCAAAGCUCGCAUUCGCUUCGAAUCAGUCGAUGUCUCAGGUAACCAAGAGCUCAUCGCUUCGUUCCCGAUCGCCUCGAAAUUGGUUGACGAUCACCUCUACAACCAUGCACCUCCAGGUUUCGCCCGACGUAAGCCAAAUGGCCUACCGGAGCAACCUCCAAACCCAGGAAAGACCCUGAUAUACUGCGAAUCCGGUAAUGAACGUAGUGCUGCUGUUGCUGCCGCCUACAUCAUGCAGCAUAUUAACUGCAGCGCCGUUCAAGCAAUACAGGUCAUCCAGGGUCGCAGAUUCUGCGUCUGCUUCGACGAUUCCAUGAAGUAUCUUCUUACUGGGUAUGAACCGAUCUGGAUGGCUAGACGUGAUGUUGAAAUCCAACAGCUCGCUGCCGCUGCUGCCGCUACUGCUUCUCAGCAUCUCAACGCGGUAUUCGGUAGACCCCAACAAGAACCCGCAAACACAGGAAAGAAGUCAAAGCGAGGAAUCGAGGAGGCUUAUGAUGAUGAAGACAUGUCCGGCGGAGACUACUCGUUGCUCACAGAGCUUGAUGCGGCCAGGUUCGAGAAGAGAGAAGGCAUUGCGCCGUUCUCGGAUUCCCAGUCAUCAGCAAUGUCACUCGACGAUGCAAUGGAUGUCUAA
Molecule: messenger RNA, 1122 nt
Organism: Orbilia oligospora ATCC 24927
Lineage: Eukaryota; Fungi; Ascomycota; Orbiliomycetes; Orbiliales; Orbiliaceae
Exons: 1
Coding region: 1-1122 (373 amino acids)
Biological process (GO): regulation of ERK1 and ERK2 cascade; negative regulation of protein binding; protein dephosphorylation
Cellular component (GO): nucleoplasm; cytoplasm
Molecular function (GO): protein tyrosine/serine/threonine phosphatase activity; F-box domain binding
Source: RefSeq, a predicted model, not a curated record